This is a messenger RNA of Colius striatus (speckled mousebird), 2902 nucleotides long. Its product is annotated as latent-transforming growth factor beta-binding protein 4-like. Gene Ontology annotation, molecular function: calcium ion binding; transforming growth factor beta binding. NCBI's taxonomy places the organism in Eukaryota, Metazoa, Chordata, Aves, Coliiformes, Coliidae. The record is from RefSeq and is a predicted model, not a curated record.
GCGGCAGCGUGUGUGACACCGACCCGCUCGUCUGCGGCCCCGGGCGCUGCGUCCAGCGCCAGCGCGGCUACACCUGCCUGUGCCAACCGGGCUACUGGCUCAGCAGCCAGGGCACACACUGCGUGGACGUGGACGAGUGCCGCCGCAGCCCCCCGCCCUGUGCCCACGGCCGCUGCGAGAACGCGCCGGGCACCUUCCGCUGCGUCUGCUCCAGCGGCUUCGAGCCCGGCCCUGGGGGCACCCACUGCCAAGACGUGGAUGAGUGUGCCCAGAGCCCCCCGCCCUGUGCCCGCUGCGAGAACCUGCCGGGGGGGUACCGCUGCCCCUGCCCCAGCGGGUACCAGGGGGCAGAGCCAGAGCAGCCCUACAUCGAUGAGUGUGAGAACCAGCUGGCAUGCCCUGGCCAGGAGUGUGUCAACACCGCCGGCUCCUUCCGCUGCCAACCGUGCCGCCAGGGCUUCCAGCUGCGCCACGGCCGCUGCGCAGAUGUGGACGAGUGCUCGGUGGGGUCCCCCUGUGGCGCCGGCGGGCGCUGUGCCAACACCGAGGGCUCGUUCCGCUGCGAGUGCCAACGCGGGUACCGGGCUGGCACCGACGCUGGGCCCUGUGCUGACAUCAACGAGUGCCUGGAGGGCGACUUCUGCUUCCCGCACGGCGAGUGCCUCAACAGCGAGGGCUCCUACAGCUGCCUCUGUGCCCAGGGCUAUGCCAGCUCGCCACAGGGCACCUCCUGCAUCGACGUGGACGAGUGCCAGCGUGGGGGGGUGUGUGAGGGCGGCCGCUGUGCCAACACCGACGGCUCCUUCGAGUGCCGCUGCCCCGCCGGCUUCCGCACCGAUGCCACGCAGGCGGCGUGCCAGGACGUGGAUGAGUGCCAGGAGUACGGUGCCAGCCUCUGCGGUGCCCAGCGCUGCGACAACGUCCCCGGCUCCUACCGCUGCGUCAGCGACUGCCAGCCCGGCUACCGGCCCGGCCACGGCGGCCACUGCGCUGACGUGGAUGAGUGCCAGGAGUACGGUGCCAGCCUCUGCGGUGCCCAGCGCUGCGACAACGUCCCCGGCUCCUACCGCUGCGUCAGCGACUGCCAGCCCGGCUACCGGCCCGGCCACGGCGGCCACUGCGCUGACGUGGAUGAAUGUGCCAACGGGACCCUGUGCGGUGCCCACGCCUCGUGCCACAACCUGCCGGGAUCCUUCCAGUGCGUCUGUGACCCCGGCUACGAGACCACCCCCCACGGGCACCGCUGCGUGGAUGUGGACGAGUGCCAGAGCCUGCAGGGGGUUUGUGGGGCUGAGCGCUGUGAGAACGUCGAAGGCUCCUUCCUGUGCCUGUGCCCAGACCCCAGCCACGAGUUCGACCCUGUCAGUGGGCGCUGCCUGGCACCCCCUGCCCCCACCCCACCCCCUCCCCUCCCCAACCCCCCCCUGCCCCCCUCCAGCUGCUUCAGCAAAGCCUGUGGGGUGCUGGCACCCAACGUCACCCACCAGCAGUGCUGCUGCAGCCUGGGCUGGGCUUGGGGCACCCACUGCUCUGACCAGCUCUGCCCAGCCCCUGGCACCGCUGCCCACGCGUCCCUUUGCCCCCACGGGCACGGCCAAGCUGCCGCCGGCCCCCAGGAGCUGCCCUCAGAUGUGGACGAGUGCCGGCUGUUCGCGCCGGGGCUGUGCCAGGGGGGGCUGUGUCUCAACGCGGCGCCCGGCUUCAGCUGCUACUGCCCCAGCGGGUACUACUAUGAGCCCCAGGAGCUGCGGUGUGUGGACAACGACGAGUGCGCGGCGGAGGAGGCGCCGUGCGAGGGGGGUCGCUGCGUGAACACGGUGGGCUCGUACCGCUGCUCCUGCCCCGCGCCGCUGGUCCUGGACGGCGCCCAGCGCCGCUGCGUCGCCAACGACUCGCAGCCGGCGGCGGCGCGGGCCGUGUGCUGGCAGGAGGUGGGGCCGGACCUGGUGUGCGGGCGGCCGCGGCGGGACGGGCAGGUGACGUACAGCGAGUGCUGCUGCCUGUACGGACACGCCUGGGGCAUGGACUGCGCCCUGUGCCCCGAGCGCCGCUCAGACGACUUCGAGUUCCUGUGCAACGUUCUGCGCCCCCCGGGCUACGCUGCACCCCCCUUCGAGCACCCCCCCCCUUACGCCCCCCCCUACCCCCCCCCUUACAGCCCCGACUAUUUUGGGGGGCCCCACCUCGUCCCCCCACCUCUGCCCCCCCGUUCCGAAUACGACCCUUACUCCUUCGGGGCGGGGCUUGGCGGCAUCGGCGCUCACGAUCCUCUUUACGCCCCCCCCCCGGUACGAGGGGAUGAUUUUGAGGCGCCCCCUUUACCUUUCAUCCCUCACCGACCUCGGGGACCCCGUUAUGAACCCCCCGACCCCCACCCUGACCCCCACCCUGACCCCCACCCUGACCCCCACCCCGACCCCCAUCCCUGGUCCUACCAAGCCCACGGAGCCUUGGUGGAGGAGGAAGAGGAGGAGGAAGAGGAGGAGGCCCCAGGGGAGGAGUGUGGGGUGCUCAGUGGGUGCCGCCACGGGCGCUGCGUCCGGCUCCCCGACGGCUUCACCUGCAGCUGCGACCCCGGCUACCGGCUGGACCCGGCGCAGCUCGACUGUGUCGACGUGGACGAGUGUUCGGGCCCCCCCCGCUGCCAGCCCGGCCGCUGCCUCAACACCGCGGGCUCGUUCCGCUGCCUGUGCCCCCCCGGCCUGGCCCCGCCGCUGCCGACGCCCCCCCGCUGCCUCCCCCGCGCCUGAGCCGCCCCCCGCCGUAUUUAUUGUGUAGAUAAAGAGAUUUAAGGCGGGGGGGGGCGGCAUUGUGGCCCUCGGGAUGAUGGCGGGGGGGGGGGCACCUAUGCGUGUGUCCCCCCUUGGCACCCGCUGUGCUGCCCCCUCUCAGUGUUGGGGGG